Molecule: messenger RNA, 2600 nt
Organism: Neodiprion fabricii
Lineage: Eukaryota; Metazoa; Arthropoda; Insecta; Hymenoptera; Diprionidae
Gene: dx
Product: protein deltex
Exons: 7
Coding region: 385-1980 (531 amino acids)
Biological process (GO): Notch signaling pathway; protein ubiquitination
Cellular component (GO): nucleoplasm
Molecular function (GO): ubiquitin protein ligase activity; zinc ion binding
Source: RefSeq, a predicted model, not a curated record
GGGGAGUCGGAUGCUGGGAAGGCUGGGAAGUGACAAGUGCGCUUGGAGGAAGCAGCGUCCAUCCUUUUCUCUUUUAAUUCUGUGCCGACUCCGGUGAUUUCAAGUCGAUUGUUCAGUCGUCGAAGGACGUAUACAAAAGGAUCGCGGUGAGGGGCGGAGGGGAGGAGGACAGACACACCGAUACUCUUUACGGUGUGCGGGCGGAGCUGUAUGAAUUCGAAAAAUGUUCCCACGGUCACGUCGAACCGAGUUGAUCGCCACGUUCGUCCCAGUUCAUCUUUCGCGGCGCUCAGCGUCCUGUGAGAGCGGCCUUGACCGUUGACCGUUCUAUUUACACCAUUCUCAUCUUCACCCACUUCACUCGAACCUGAAGGAUCGAGGAAGAUGAGUGGGCACGCAGUCGUCGUGUGGGAAUGGGAAAAUCGACAAGCUAGAUGGAGGCCGUACAGUCCGGCGGUUUCCCAGCACCUGGAGAGAGCCCAUUGCAAAAAACUUACCAGGGUAUUCUUGAACGACGCAGAUCCGAGCCUCGACAGUUUCGUCUGUAUCAGAUACUACAUCAAUCUGAGGACAAAGACGCAGUGCAGUGACGAUGGCACGGAAACUCAUAACGUUAGGAGAAAAUUUUACUUGCCUGGAUCACCGGCAGGAAAAGGUGCCAAGUGGGAAUGGGUCGGUGACACUGACGAUUGGCACACUUACGACAUGGAGGUCCAGUGCCUCAUAGAGGAAGCAUGGGCACGGGGUGACAAAACAAUUGACGUUUCCAAAACAUACCUCGGCUUUCCUUACAUAAUAAAUUUUUGCAACCUUACUCAAGUUAGAUGUUGCACAGGUUAUGUACGCCCGAUCAGACGUAUACAGCAGGCACCGUAUCCUUUAGUGAAAGUUGCGCUUGAGGAAUUGCCACCGACUACUGGAAGAAGAGGACUAAAUGGAACUGUCAAAAAUCCACAUGCUAAACCAACACAUAAGAAAUUACCCAAUGGGACUGGAAAGAAGAGUAGCAAGAAGGGAAAACAUGGCGAUACAGGACCAACAAACAUUGCUCGUGUGAUAUUGAAUAACUUGAAUAUUUUCGGUAAUAAGCAUGCGGAAAACGUGCCAGUAGAAAGCACUACAGAACCAGUUCAAAAACGCAAGACACGGGAUUCCAAUUUACUAGACAUUGAUUCAAGCAGCACCAAAAGUGGUCGGCGUCCUAGCGUUGAUACAGUAUCCACCUAUCUCAGUCACGAAAAUUAUGUUGAUUUAUUAGACAGCAGUGUAGGGAGUGACGAUGCCUUCAAGGAUUCAGUUAUUGGUGUUGUAGUCGAAGCUCCUGAUGUCAUAUCUCAGUAUGUAAGGGUGGUUGAAAGUGCCGGUGCCGAUUCGUGUCCUGUUUGUUUGGGUUCUCCUGAGCCUCUGACAGUCGAGUUGACUCGGUGCAGACACAGGUUACACCUAGCGUGUCUAAACGCAAUGAUUAGUUCACAACAGCAACCAAUGUACAUACAGUGUCCAGUGUGCCGAUUGAUAUAUGGAGAAAAGAGAGGAAACCAACCUCCAGGGACAAUGAAUUGGACCAGAAUACCGCGGCCUCUUCCUGGAUUCCCGAACACGAACACAAUUCAAAUAACUUACGACAUUCCAUCAGGAAUUCAGGGUCCUGAGCACCCAAAUCCUGGCCAAACAUACUACGCAGUUGGCUUUCCUCGAGUUUGUUAUCUCCCCGACAACGACACAGGCAGAAAAGUCCUAAGACUACUGCAAAUCGCUUUCGAAAGGAGGUUGAUCUUCACCGUUGGACGGUCAGUGACUACGGGCCGAGAAGAUGUCGUUACCUGGAACGAAAUUCAUCAUAAAACUGAGUUAGGUCCGUCGACCUCGGGACAUGGGUAUCCCGAUGCUUCAUACUUGGAACGAACGCUCGCGGAACUCGCGGCCCAAGGAGUUUCCGAUGGCCAAUCAGUGACUGGUUUCUACCAAGAGCUUCAUUGACUCAGGUAUUUCGACGUUUUCGCUUUGCGAAAAUAUUCUUUAGAUCAGGGUUGGGCUGAGCAGCUGUGCAGUUAAACUGACGAGAAAAGACUGACUGAACAAGAGGAAACAGUCUGCCAAACAAGAAACCAAUUUUUUUUCGUGGUGAAUAAAUUCUGGCGAAUAUUAAUACUAUUUGGGACAUGCAAGAUGGUCUCAACAAUGCCUUACGUAUUAUACAAUAAUUAACGUUGGCGUAAUAGCUUUAAUUUGCAAUUCAAUAUUAAUAGCUUUAUAUUAUACUUGCAUAUAAGCGUGAGAGCGUGUGCGUGUGUGCGUGUACGUUAGUAUGUGUGUGUGUGUGUGUAUUCCGUACAUUUUUUUUCAAGUUUUUUGAAAUAUAUUUCUCAAAUUUUGUGUAGUUAAAUGGAUCUGCAGCAUUAUAUUCGUGCGGUUGUUUUUAGUCUGCUAUAAUCUCGAAAUGUUAAUUUACCUUGCGUUAAAUUUUAAAUGGAACAAAAUACUACGAGGAGAAUGAUGAUCCGUGCUUCCAGAAAAAUAUUAUAUACUAUAUACAUAUACGUAGAUUUAUACUCCAUCAAAAUGGUAUUAAUGAAAAUUGAUAUAUAGAUAUAUUUAUG